Molecule: messenger RNA, 1024 nt
Organism: Agrilus planipennis (emerald ash borer)
Lineage: Eukaryota; Metazoa; Arthropoda; Insecta; Coleoptera; Buprestidae
Exons: 4
Coding region: 323-1024 (233 amino acids)
Molecular function (GO): nucleic acid binding
Source: RefSeq, a predicted model, not a curated record
CGUCGUUACCCGCUCGCCGCCCGCCGGGAGACGCCCUAUUACUAGACGUCCCGAUCUACUUCGUUGUAAUUGUUUCGCUAGUGAUAUGCCCGAUCAUGUUAUGAAGCCAACGAAAAAGUUCCACGCGUUCAACGGGGUUACCAUCACAGUUCUGUGAUGGUCUGAUGGGGCGUAUCUUGGAACAGGGUAACUCAUAAUCAUUUUUGGGAAGCUGGCGUCAAAAAUGAGUGCAGCGGUCUAACAAAUCGGAACAGGUUCUUCAACCUCUUAACGACACUUACGAUGGAGUUGAUUGUUUUUCAGCAAGACUCAAUUUCGGCACAUGAAAAGCCAAAUUGAAAGUGGUUUCAAGACAACGUUCAUAGCGACUUCAGAUUGGCCCUUCGGCAGUCGUGAUUUGAACCCCUUAGAUUACGAACUAUGGAAUACUCUCGAGGAAAUGGCCUAUCGCAAACGUCUCAAAAAUUUGCAGUCCCUAAGGAAGAGCAUCACACAGGCAGCAGUGGAAAUUUCUCUGGAAACGUUCGUAGAGGAGCAGAUAAUUCCGGAAUCCGGAUGCCUCUCAAGUGGUCAUUUGGUACUUCGCUAUAUACACACUCACGCGCUCGCUGCUUCCGUGACGAUACAACUACAACUACUAUCUACUACCACACACAACAGCAACAACAACAAGAAAACAACGGCGCUCUCGGAAAAUCACAACAGCAGCAGCAGGCAUGGAAGGACCAAGCAGCCGGUAGUCAGCAGCACCAUUAUUAUCUCCGUCAAAGCAAUCGCUAAACAACAACCAACACACACGGCAGCAACUAGCUGGCGUUGUAGCGUCUACGGAAUGGAUGACGAGGACCAGGGGUGGAGGACGACGUCGGUGUCGAUGAUGGUAGUGGUGGUGAUGCAAGUUGCAGCGCCCUUAAAAAGCCGAACAAAAAUCAAAGCAAAAGCACCCGGGAGGAGGUGUCUGCGGAGGUGUCGCGUUGGAAAUACAAUAGUGAACUGGGCGCCACUUCAAGACAUUGUUACAUAG